Messenger RNA from Myodes glareolus (Bank vole), 549 nucleotides. The record is from RefSeq and is a predicted model, not a curated record. NCBI's taxonomy places the organism in Eukaryota, Metazoa, Chordata, Mammalia, Rodentia, Cricetidae.
AUGGGGAUCUGGGACAAAGAUCAGUGUGUAAAGGGAGAUCCUGUGCACGGCCCUCAGAACGUGGAGAUUGUGGACAUUCGGGCCAGGCAGCUGACCCUGCAGUGGGAACCCUUUGGCUACGCAGUGACCCGCUGCCACAGCUACAACCUCACGGUGCAGUACCAGUACGUGUUCAACCAGCAGCAGUACGAGGCUGAGGAGGUGAUCCAGACCUCUUCCCACUAUACCCUGCGGGGUCUGCGGCCCUUCAUGACCAUCAGACUGCGGCUACUGCUAUCCAACCCUGAGGGCCGGAUGGAGAGUGAGGAGCUGGUGGUACAGACCGAGGAGGAUGUUCCAGGAGCUGUUCCUCUUGAGUCCAUCCAGGGAGGGCCCUUUGAGGAGAAGAUCUACAUCCAGUGGAAACCUCCCAAUGAAACCAACGGGGUCAUCACACUCUAUGAGGGUUUCGCUAUGGUGACUGAGGAGGUGGCUCAGCUAAACAGCCUGGUGUGCAAGUAUGAGGACUUGCCUGGAGAUCCCUGGCAACCAUGUAACAGCCAGGCAUGA